Molecule: messenger RNA, 1310 nt
Organism: Penicillium canescens
Lineage: Eukaryota; Fungi; Ascomycota; Eurotiomycetes; Eurotiales; Aspergillaceae
Product: DUF3602 domain-containing protein
Exons: 3
Coding region: 164-766 (200 amino acids)
Source: RefSeq, a predicted model, not a curated record
GUAUUAAAUAGGAAAUAAUUGGGGCUUAUAAGCCCGGAACAUAGUAGCAGUUCCUUUCGAAGGUUUUCAGUGUAGAUGCUUGGCGCUAGAUUCAGUUAGUCUCAUUCCAACCAUGAACGCAUGCGGGGAUGAUCGGAUUCGAUAAGAAACCCUGCACAGAUUCAUGACCUCAAAUCUCCAAAGCAGGAAAGCGAAGAAAAGAAGAUGUAGAGCUCAAGAUUGGACAAAGAUAAAGGAGAGCCACCCGGCGAAAAAUUCUGUCGUCAUUUCUGGGCGCGAUUUUCUCCCCACAGCUGUCUCUCUCUUCCACUCCGCCACUCCUCGAGUCGACCAUCUACCACCCUCAAAUUCAACAAUGUCAGGCCGACAAAUCUCCUAUGGCCGCGGAGGCGCAGGCAACAUAAGCCGCCAACAAAGCGCACCAAACCCAAGAGAUCUUUUCACCCCAACAAUCAAACAAGAAGUCUACACAACCGGACGCGGCGGCUCAGGAAACAUGGUGCACAACGACCCCGACCGGCCCGAGAUUGCGCGCGAAAGCCAAGACGUCGAGUCGCCGCCGUUGCGCGCACAGCAGAUUCCCCACCACACUGGACGAGGCGGCGUUGCAAAUGCCUACAUCCCCACGCCCGAGGAGGAAGAGCACGAGAAGAAAAUCCAAGAACAGGAGGUUGAGCUUAUGCGUGUGCGCACUCAGUCAAAGGAUCGGGUCAAGGAGCUUGAGCAUGAAAGGCAGGAGUUGCGGAAGGAGUCGCCUUCUGCUUGAGCUUGUUUCUUGGGUAGGGUUCGGUCGCCUUUGCCUGUUUGAGUCGGAGUCAGCUAUCGUCUAGCGCCAUAUCGCGCUAGUCCUUGUUCUGCUAAACGGGGUCGGGCUUUGAGGGGUUCAUAGUUGCUUGUGGAUUUACUCUGAUGGUUGCGAUGCUAAAGGGAAUGGUCCUGGAGAAAGGAUUAACUUGGUGUUUAACUGCGGAGACUAUUUUCAGGACUUUUGCUCUUAUCAGGCGAAAGUCGAGAUUUUGCGUGUUUGCUUUUUUUUUAUUUCUUAUCUUUGCCCCUUGUCCUAUCAGAUGCUUCACUAUACCCUUGGACCGGGGGAACGGCGUCUACUUGGGUCGAGGCUUGAUUUCCCUUUUUCCCUAUUACACUUUGGAUUUGAAAAUGAUACUCUCCAUUCAAACUUCAAACUAUAUGUGUAUCCAAAUGUCUACGCUAAUUACAGGCUUCUCAUAUCUCAUUAGAAAUGCAAUGCAAACCGUGCAAGGUCAAAACAAUCACGCCAAAAUACGGAGAACGGGCAAUAGUCACACCAC